UCCUUCAUUGCUUGCACUCUUUCUGACAAAUUGCAUUUUCUCGGCAAACAAACACAGUAUAAGCAAAGAAAUUGGAGUUCAAGUUGGAAUGGAAAAGUGGGCACUCUAAAGAUUGAAUCUUUGGUAUUGGUUUUUUUUUUUAGUUUUUCAAGAAAUGGCGAGUGGUGGUGGAAAUUAUAGGAGUGGGACUCAUAAGAACUCUCUCAAAGGAACAACGACAACAACAGCAACUGAUAGGCCGCUCUCUGUGAACACCAACCCUUCCAAGCCCACACUCAAAAACAAGUCUUUGUCUUCUGUUGGUGCAUCUUCUGGGCUAAGGAAGAGCAGCCCUGGGUCACUUGGAGGAGGUGGAACUGCCAAAGAUGAUGCUGGGGUUCCUGGAAGAGUUCGGGUGGCUGUGAGAUUAAGGCCACGCAAUGCAGAAGAGUCAGUGGCAGAUGCUGAUUUUGCUGAUUGUGUAGAACUUCAACCAGAGUUUAAGAGGUUAAAGCUUCGAAAAAACAAUUGGGACACAGACAUGUAUGAGUUUGAUGAAGUGCUCACAGAGUUCGCAUCACAAAAGCGGGUGUAUGAAGUUGUUGCAAAGCCAGUUGUGGAGAGUGUUUUGGAUGGUUAUAAUGGUACAGUCAUGGCUUAUGGUCAGACUGGUACCGGCAAAACAUAUACGCUUGGACGACUUGGGGAGGAAGAUACAGCUGAUCGUGGCAUAAUUGUCCGUGCUAUGGAGGAUAUCUUAGCAGAUGUUUCAUUGGAAACUGAUUCUGUUUCAGUCUCCUAUUUGCAGCUCUACAUGGAGAGCUUACAGGAUCUUAUUGAUCCUACGAAUGACAACAUUUCAAUUGUGGAAGACCCUAGGUCCAGAGAUGUUUCACUACCUGGGGCUACCCUAUUCGAAAUAAGAGAUCAGCAGAGUUUCUUGGAAUUGCUCCGUUUAGGCGAAGCUCAUCGCUAUGCUGCAAACACAAGAUCGAAUACUGAAUCUUCUCGUAGUCAUGCUCUUUUGAUGGUACAUGUCAAGAGGUCUGUCAAAGGAAGUGAUCUUGCUCAUUCAAGUCAAAAUGGUAACACUACCAACAUGGCUAAAUCUCUUAGGCCUACACUCGUUCGAAAGGGAAAGCUAGUUGUUGUAGAUCUCGCUGGUUCUGAGCGAAUCGAUAAGUCAGGGAGUGAAGGUCACACGCUAGAGGAAGCGAAAUCUAUCAAUCUUUCUUUAAGUGCAUUAGGGAAGUGCAUUAACGCACUGGCAGAGAAUAGUGCUCAUGUUCCAAUUCGUGAUUCAAAGCUUACCAGGUUACUUCGUGAUUCAUUUGGAGGCACAGCAAGAACAUCACUGGUUAUAACUAUUGGUCCAUCCCCACGUCACCGCGGAGAAACAGCUAGUACUAUAAUGUUUGGACAGAGGGCUAUGAAAGUGGAGAAUAUGUUGAAGCUCAAGGAAGAAUUUGAUUAUAAAAGUUUGGCUAGAAAGCUUGACAUACAGUUAGAUCAACUGAUUAUGGAGCAUGAGCGGAAACAGAAAGCACUUGAAGAUGAGAUUGAAAGAAUAACCACGGAUGCGCGAAACCAAAUUUCUGAGGCUGAACGAAAUUAUGCAAAUGCAAUGGAGAAGGAAAGAUUGAAGUAUCAGAAGGAAUAUAUGGAAUCAAUAAAGAAGCUUGAGGAGAAAUGGAUGAUGAAUCAGCAAAAGAACAGUGAAAGAAAGGAUCAGAUUGCCUCCUCUGCUGAGGAAGUUGCUGAGCUAAAACGGUUACUUAACAAAGAAAUUUCUCUAAGGAAAAUUGCUGAAGAGGAAGUCCAUAGCCUUAAAAGUCAAAUUGCUCAAUUGAAAAUCUCUGAGGUAUCAGCAAGUUCUGAGGUCUUGAAACUGCGAAAGAUGCUGGAAGAUGAGGCAUAUCGAAAGGAAAAACUUGAAGGGGAAAUAUCAACACUACAAACACAGUUAUUGCAACUAAGUUUUGAAGCUGAUGAGACAAGAAGAAGACUUGAUUUAGAUGGUCCCGGAAUCGUCCCGGGAAGUCUAGAAUCUCUCAUUUCUCAAGCUAGACCACAGGUAAAUGAUUUGGGAAAUGGAGAAAAGGACUCUAUAGCAAACCUCUUCGAACAAGUGGGAUUGCAAAAGAUCUUGUCAUUGCUUGAAGCAGAAGAUGCUGAUGUGCGGAUUCAUGCUGUGAAAGUGGUAGCAAAUUUAGCUGCUGAGGAAUCAAAUCAGCAGAAGAUUGUAGAAGCUGGAGGUCUAACAUCCUUGCUGGCUCUGCUUGGAAGCUCCGAGGAUGAGACCAUUCAUAGAGUCGCAGCUGGUGCAAUCGCCAAUCUUGCGAUGAAUGAAACCAAUCAGGAACUCAUAAUGUCUGAAGGGGGCAUUAGCUUGUUAUCAAUGACAGCAGCUAAUGCCGAGGAUCCUCAAACAUGUAGAAUGGUUGCUGGUGCCAUUGCCAAUCUCUGUGGCAAUGAUAAGCUGCAGAAUAAGCUAAGAGGUGAAGGUGGCAUCAAGGCGUUGCUCGGAAUGGUAAAAUGCGGACAUCCUGAUGUUCUUGCUCAAGUUGCUCGUGGUAUAGCGAACUUUGCUAAAUGCGAGUCGAGAGCAUCGACUCAAGGAAAUAAAACCGGAAGGUCUCUUCUGAUCGAGGAUGGAGCACUUCCAUGGAUUGUACAGAAUGCUAACAAUGACGCCUCGCCAAUCCGGCGGCAUAUUGAGCUUGCACUCUGCCACUUAGCACAACAUGAAGUGAAUGCUAAAGACAUGAUCACCGGAGGUGCCUUAUGGGAAUUGGUUAGCAUCUCCCGAGACUGUUCCCGCGAAGAUAUAAGAAAUCUUGCGCAUCGAACGCUUACAUCGAGCCCCACCUUCUUAGCCGAGUUGAGGAGGCUACGAAUAGACUAUUAAUAAAAUUUUGGAAGAUCUGAUUGGAGUAAUGGACUUGGAAGUGUAGGAACCAUGUCAAUUCCUGGAACCAAUUCAGACUAUAGAGGACUGAAACUCCAGAUUGAAACCGGAGUCCGAACAACUGUGCUUCUGUUGAAGUUUGUCUGGAACUCGGAGUCCGAAAUCAGUUUGCAGUCGGAGAAUUUUGAUCGAAUUGUUGUAUAAUCUCGUAUUCGUGUUCAUCGGAUCUUUAUAACCCGGAGUAAAUCAUAUGUACACACCACAAACA
Molecule: messenger RNA, 3155 nt
Organism: Hibiscus syriacus
Lineage: Eukaryota; Viridiplantae; Streptophyta; Magnoliopsida; Malvales; Malvaceae
Product: kinesin-like protein KIN-UA
Exons: 19
Coding region: 155-2887 (910 amino acids)
Biological process (GO): microtubule-based movement
Molecular function (GO): ATP binding; plus-end-directed microtubule motor activity; microtubule binding
Source: RefSeq, a predicted model, not a curated record